This is a messenger RNA of Leishmania braziliensis MHOM/BR/75/M2904, 5463 nucleotides long. RefSeq lists its product as hypothetical. Bases 1 to 5463 code for a protein of 1820 amino acids. The record is from RefSeq and is a predicted model, not a curated record. The transcript has a single exon. NCBI's taxonomy places the organism in Eukaryota, Euglenozoa, Kinetoplastea, Trypanosomatida, Trypanosomatidae.
AUGCGCAGUGUGCGCCAGAGGCUUGGCGUGCGGCGGUUCUGUGACUGGACAGUCACGCCGCGGCGUCAUGGCACAGAUGCGGCGAGCCUUUUUCGAAGUUGCAGCACUGCUGCCGGGGGUGCCGCAUCGUCGGCCGCCACGCCGCUCUCCUCCGCGCCUCCUUCCGUUCCGUCGUCUUCGUUCGCGGCUUCUCCGACAACGCCCGACAUCGUCUCCGGCACCGCCGCACUUUUCGACCACUACUUCAGCGACGUCUCCACCACGCUUGACAUCGCUCCCAUCAAACGACCACAUGUCGUGGGAAGUCUGGUGUGCACCCUAGAAGAGUAUCCAAUCAGUAUCGUUCUCGUGGAGGGGUACUGCGGCACCUCUGCCGAGGCCGUGAUGGAGAGAGUGCGGCGGUGUGCCGUCCACAGCGCACAAGGAAUGCGUGAAGUGUCGCGGAAGUCAGUGAAGGCGUUUCUAGCUCAGCACCUGUGCGCUGCUCGACCGAAUGUGGUAGAGCUGCUUGAUGCUCUCGACUUGUCACUACGAGUGCGACUGCUGCGGCAGGAUGUCUUUGCUGCUGCUGCUGAGGAAGAGGAGGGGACAAAUCGCCACGAGCGCGGCGGCGUCUCUGAUGUAUCAUCGACGCAACUCGGGAAGUCGACUACGCAGAGGUGGCGAUGCUCCGCUGAGUUGUACGAUACAUGGGACACACAGCCCCGCUUUACGCCUGUUGAGGGCGCAGCCGGUGGCGGCGAGGGGACGGAGUGUGAUGAGGUGGGUGAGCUUUUAGAUGUAAUAGGGAGAGCGUUGACACGGGUGGAGGAGCAGCUGCGGCGACUGCACGCGCGGUAUGCGAGCGACAGCGUUGAGGAGGCAUGCCGAUUUGUGCAAGAGGCUGGCAGCGACUUCUGCGACACGGAACUGACAAGGCGUUGCCUGGGGGCGUGUGUGGAGGGGGGCGGCAACGCGCCGCACAGUGCGAAUCGGCACUGCCCGUGGUGGGGCGAGAUGCGGGCACACCGUUCCUGGUCCCUCCACUGUGACGCUGAUAUGGACUUGGAGAGCUCGAAGGCAGUGGGGUUUUACCUCUGCCUUACCUGCACACUGCACGCCAGCUGCAGCGGCGAGGCGAACAGCGAAGGUGGCGUGACGGCCGUUUUGCAGUCGUCCCGAACACAUCGCGGGCUCAUUCAUCUGGUCGACAACGAAGCAGCGGAUGGUGUGCCUCGUCGCUACGCGAACCCAGCGAGCCGUUUUGCACGUCUACAAGACGUGUACGCCGCAUCUACCCUUGCGCGCAUCUCGAGACAAGGCCUCUUGUCCUCCGCGAGAGACUGGACGUGCGGGCCGGUGGACUUGACGAAUCAUCUCGUGACCGUCGCCGCCACGCUCUCUCCAACCGUCGCCUACGACUGGAUAGGUGCCACGCGAGGCGGUAGCAGCUUAGUCAAUCACGAAGCGCUAACCAGAGCGCCGGUGACGGUGCCAGAUACCACGAGUCUGGCGCUCCCGGCGUGUGUGCGCUGGAGCUCGUUUGUGGGUCGGGCAAGCUUAGACGACUUUGCAGUCCAUCUCAGCAGAGCGAGUGGUGCUGGGGGGCGGAGCGCUGCGGCAGGUAGCUACGCGUUGCCGCCACUGUGGCCACAACUGGGUCUUCUUUACUCCGGCAGAACCGGCGACCGAUGCGCCGCCUUGCGAGAGCUUCUACGGCACGAGCAUGGCCUGCGGGGGCUGCCUCGGGUCUUGGUAGAGGUAUGCACCACCCCUCCCUUCUCCCUAGAGUACGACGCAGAGCUCAUCGUGAACGACGGUGAUGCCAACUCAAAGCAGUUUUCCCUUGCCACGGCACGCGACUCCUCCAGCAUUCAAGUCUUAUGUGGUGAUUCCUACGCAGACGUUGCUGCUGCUGCGCAGGUGCACGCACCAUGGGCGGCACCACUCUGCAAGACAGCGCCGGCGCCUCUGCCUGUAAUCACCACAGCAGCGCAACGCGGCAGAGGCGAUCAGAUGGCCACGUCUCUUGAUUGUGCCCCCACGAGCAAUCACCCCCAGGACGUCGCCAGUCCCACGUUUGACGGACUGCCGUGCAUCUCGGUGGACGUGCUUUCCAUCACCGACUCCAUGUCGGCGAUGGGUAUCACCUCAGCGACGUGGAUGGCUCGUACAGCAAAGCUAGUGGCGACGCGCGGUGCCAACUCCGCACCUGUGGUGUUUGAGGGUGCGAACACACUCUCCGGUUACAGGCGAAUGCUUCGCUACUGUGCGAAACGACCCGUCUACAGGACGGUGCACCUACCUCGAUGCCGUACGCUAAAGGAGGCGCUUCAGCGUCUCCUCGCUUCCAUGGCGUCCAGCAACUCCAACGUCAAGGACGACUUUGACCCCUGCACGCGAGGAGGCGACGACUGGCCGGAUGCGCACGGCGAGGAAACAGAGACUCCUCGUAAACAGCAAACUGGAGUUGCUCAGCGACGUCUGGGGCGUGGCGAGACAGUGAAGCUCAUCUUUCCGUUCAAUGCCGGGGCCGCUGAUGUGUCGUCGAGCACUUCGAUCGUCCACAUGGAACUCCACAGAGCUCUCUUCUCAGCCGUGCAGGAGCACUGCCGUGACUCAGCGCAACUGCGUUUGCUGAUGUCGGCCCAGGCCACAGCCGCGGAGGCGACCUUUCUGCACUUAUGGCCUCUGACAGCGCGGUGGCUGGCGCCUUGUGGUGGCCUACUUCAUGCGUCGCUCACGCCGGUGGUCGACGAGGAUGCCGCGGCGCCGCGACAGCGUCAUGGCAAAACGUCGGCCGAGGAGGAUGUGACUAGGGAGGACGCUGUAGUGUAUGACCUGCGCCUGUCCACCACUGCUUCCACAACAGCGUCGUCCGUGCCGGUGUGUGGCGGAGCGAGGUCAUGCUCAGCCGUGUCGACCGCGGUUGUGGUGACGCGGCUUCCUGCCAGUGCGGCGUGGCUUUCGACGGCGCACGCUGCGAUGCGGAGGGCCUUGAUGCUCUCACAGUCGGACCUUUUUGCACCAUCGGAUGGCCAUGGCGCCUCCCCGACUGCGCUUGACGGGGUGGAAGGCGGUGGCGACACGGUGGGCCCGGACUGGCUCCUUGUGGGAUGCGUCACUUUCACGCAGGCGGUCGAAGCACUUCUCUUCACCACCACCUUCUCUCCACUGAGCGAGUUCAACGCCCAGGGCUUUCUCAAGGAACUCUUUGGCCAUAACGUAUGCACGAAGAAGCGCGGCACGGCGACCGAGCUGUGGCUCGUUGUCGCGCCACACUUGCCGCCUGUACUUCUGUGUGCUGUGGGCAAGAGAGAGGGCAAACAGGGCAGAUCCGCAGAGGGAAAGUGGCUGAUGCUGCUACGGUGCGUAAUGGACGCAUCGUGUCCCAACGCGAGGGCGACGUUGGAGGCAAUGCAGCAUCUGCAAGGGCGUCUCUCCGCGCUGACCUCCAUGAAUGACAGCACGUUUCCACCGCUGCAGUGCCGGCUUUCAUGUGAGUGGGCCCUCAGGCCUGUUACUGUCAGCGAAACGGAGCCCGCUGAGUGGGUUCAGGUGUUUGUAGCUGACCUUGUACGCGAAUCACCUGUGCCGGUGAGGCAGGCUUCUCACCCUCAGUGGUCAAGAAUUUCCAUGACGCGACGGCGAGGAAACGCCGUGGCGAGGUCAAGCAACGUGGGAACCUCCGCGAGGUUGCCGCCGGGCGUGGUGCAUCGUGAGGAAGGGCCAGACAGCUUUGGUGUCUUGUGGAGAGUACUACACUGUCCUACCCUGCUGCCCAAAGUGAUGACCAACUUGUCCACUACGGCCUCAGGUCGAGGGUUGCCGAAUGGACCCAUUCCUUCUCCUGUUGGGUUCAUCAAGGCUGCUCAAAGGUCACUUGCACGGCAGCACGGUGUCGCACGUGUGACCCACCGCUACGACAAGAGGUUCGGAGGCGUUGUUGUGGAAGGAUGGGGACAGCUGCGGCAGAACGGGAGUGAGGCGCUGUGUGACACACCGAUAACACUCGUAUCGGAACCGAUGCCUCUGCACUACGUCCCUAUGCGCUUGAUGCAACUUUAUCAUCGGCUUCUACUAGAGGCGCACGAGCUUCCCCGUAUCCCGGAAGAGGUGUGGAAGCAACUGAGGGCCGAGUGUGAGAUGGCCUCGACGGAGACGAUCCUGCAGUCUCUCAGCGAGACUUUGAGCUGCACGCCCGCCGACCUCCAGAGCGUGGAGACGCGGUUUAUAAAGGUGUGGUCGGUCUGCCUCGAGCUCCCUCUUCGCAUUUUCGGGUUCCCUGCUAGCUCAGCGUCCUCGAACAGCCUCUGCUGCGACGCCCCACCCUCGCUGUACGUGUACUGCCAGCGCUCGUCAAAGCGGCAGGCGAUACGGAGUGUGUACGUUCUUCUCUACCAAUGGACUCGGUAUCCACAGAUGGAGGUGCCGGUGAACGACACACACUUCUGCGUUGCGAGCUACAAGAGUGCAAGGUGGCCCAGCUUGACUGCUGAUUCUUCUUCGUUGUCUGCGCCGCUGUCGUGGUCAACGUCCACUGUCACUGCCCCACCUAGGUCGCGGACGACGAUGGAGACGACAAGCUGUACACCAGGGGCUCGCGCGGUGCCGAGUCCUCUGCACACGCUGCCGAUGCCGCACUCCGUCCUCGACGCCUCUCACGCGCGUAUGGAAGCGUCCCUCGGCGCACUUGUGAACAACAAGAACGGCCGCGUGGCAUUGCGACUGAGCCAGACCUUUGGGCUGCAGCUGAUGUACGGUGUGAGUGUGGCGGGGGUGCAGGAGGAAGCCCGUGCUGCGGACUCUGUCCAGCUCCUGCGUGAGGCAUGGAUACCACUUGUGUGGGCACCUGCGCAGAUUCUCAGCGCCGAAGUUUUGGUGUUGCAGCGCCUGCUCACCCGCUCGACCACCACUUCAGGCAGCGGCGACAUCGACAGCGUUACCGUCGAUAUGCGAGACGUGCUGCGAGAACUCGUUGUCGCCAGUGGUCGAAUACAUCUUGCGUCGCUGCAGAGUGGACACGUGGUGAGGGCAAAGGAGUUUUGCGUCUCGUUUUUUCGGCGGUACUUUGGCUGGCGCGUGUGCGAACGCGGCGACGUCGAAGACAUCUCCGUCGCUGAUAAUCACGGGAGCGUUGUGAUCCUGCAGACAGUUCGACGGGCCCAGUUGGACCGUGGUGGGCAUCUAUGCCGGCCGCGGCGACUGACCUCCUCGCGGCCCCAAGGUGCGGUGCUGCUAGGUGAGCGCGAGCACACGACAGCCACUCUCCAGUUGACGCAAAUCGUGCAUGGCGGCAAAACUUCCGUCAGGCUUGGGAGAGUACUCGUUGAGGUGAAGGGUGCAACUCCCCAGACAGCCUUGGACGCUCUCUGGGAGCAGUGUACUGCCGACAUUGCAGCUGUGUUCGGUGUCUCGUUACGUAUGUCGCCAAGCGAGGCAGACGAUCGAGUGUUGCACUUUAUGAAGUCGAAGCUGGAAUAG